Messenger RNA from Symbiodinium necroappetens, 960 nucleotides. Lineage: Eukaryota; Dinophyceae; Suessiales; Symbiodiniaceae. The record is from the annotation of a GenBank genome assembly.
AUGGAGUCAUGGGCAGAGCACCUCACCGCAGAUCUCUCAUCAGACCUGUGCGUGGAUGUAAUCGAGGAACGAUCUACCACCCGGGAGCUGCACAUUUGUGUGCGCCCUGCCGAGUCGCAAAAGUCCUGCUUGCCAGAUGUAGACCGAGUACGAGGCCCAGAGGAAGACAUUGCGUGGGAUUGGUUCCAGCGGGCAGCUUUCGCCUGCAUUGAAAAGUCGGAAAGCGUUCUCGUCGCGGCCCCGACAUCAGCAGGGAAGACCGCAGUCGCCAGGAAUGUCAUCAAGAAAUGCAUUGCGACUGGAAGUCGAUGUGUGUACACAGCACCUGUGAAAGCUUUGUCGAACGAGAAGUUCAGAGACUUCGUUGCCGAGUUCGGGGCCGAGAAGGUCGCACUGCUGACAGGCGAUGCGCAGGCUGGAAACAUGGAGCUCGCUCAAGUGGUUGUCAUGACAACGGAGGUGUUGGUCAGCAUUCUGCACAACGACCAUGAGUCGGACCUCUUGGAUUUGGAUCCACAUGCAGCUGCACAGCAGAAUCGAAGCAUUGGCGAGCCGCGCCGGCUGCUUAUGCGCCAUCUGUCUUAUGCGAUAUUUGAUGAAGCGCAUUAUAUAGCAGACGAAGAGCGUGGAACAACUUGGGAAGAAGCCAUAAUCCUGCUUGAACGUCACAUUCCUUUGCUUUGCCUUUCUGCCACAAUUCCGAACUUUGUUGACCUGGUUGGUUGGCUUGCGCAAACUCGACAUGCUCCUUGCCAUGCAAUCUUCACGCGCUGGAGGCCCGUGCCGUUGGUUCAUGGCAUCGUCGCUUGUCCACCUGCCGAAGCCACACAGACAAUUUCGGACAAAAGAGGCAAAUUCAAAAAACGAUGCUACCAGGAAGCUGUGAUGCACCUGCCCAAGCCGCCGGACAAGCCCGCACGAGACCUGGAUCGCGGGCAGGAUCUUGUGUCGAUCUUGCAU